Molecule: messenger RNA, 1689 nt
Organism: Agrilus planipennis (emerald ash borer)
Lineage: Eukaryota; Metazoa; Arthropoda; Insecta; Coleoptera; Buprestidae
Product: transmembrane protein 183
Exons: 2
Coding region: 585-1631 (348 amino acids)
Biological process (GO): regulation of protein stability
Cellular component (GO): SCF ubiquitin ligase complex
Source: RefSeq, a predicted model, not a curated record
CAGUUGCCGUAUCACAUUAAUUUCAAUCAACAAAAUACGUAAUCUGAAAUAUGUUAUAUUCAGCAUUAACAAAAUAAUUGCAUAAAGGCGUUUAAAGAAAACAUUAGCUGCUAUUUGCUAACGGAAAGUAAACAAGAAGAUUGUUAUAUUUAACAAUUGUGUCUAUGAGUCUGAUUGGGUUUAUGAUUUUUAUUUUUUGUAAGUGAAUAUCUGGUGAAUAUAUUUGUUUGACACAGUGGUCGGUUCUCUCUACUCUGUGGUAACCUUUUAUGCAUUUCUAUGAUGCAUUUUAACCAAAAAUUAAGAAUCCCACAUUCACAAAAAUUAGAAUUUAAAGCGAUUUAAAAAUGUGGUGAAGACGUAAAGGAAAUAUUUCUAUGUAUUUUUAUCUACAAAUGGUAAUUGUAGUUACUAGACAAUUCAUCACUCAUGUCUUCUCAUGAUAUUAUGAAAUUACGACUUUGUAAACUUAAAACCGAAUGAAGAUAAAAUAAAAUUGCAGUAGGUGUUAACAUUAAUAAUUUAUUAUUUACUUGGCCGUAAUUGGAUUCUUUACUUGCUGUUAGUUUGUAUCCUGUGCAGUAAUGAGCAAAUCAAGAACGAAGUUGCAUAAGUUGAAGAACAACUCUCUUGCAGAUGUAACCAUUAAUGACUUUGCUAAUUCGGUUAAACCUGUGUACAGGCCAAAGAAGUUAGUCAGUAAUGUGAUUUCUGUGCUUCACACAAUAGAAAAAGAGAAGUCAUGGGACGAAAAGGAAGAAUAUGACAGCAAUUUUGAUUUUAUUAGCCAGGAAAAUGAAGAUGGGACUUUCUCUUUGGUUGCAAAAGCAAGAACUAAUAGCACAAGCGAUAAUAAAAAUAUGAAAGAGAAUACAGGUCACGUUUAUCCUUUGGACUUAUGGUUUUUAUUGUCAGAAUAUAUUAGACCAGAAGAUAUAUCAGUUUUUGCAGCAGUUUGUAGACAUUCUUAUGAAGUUGUGAAAACAGUUGCCUUUUGGAGAAGACUUUAUGAUAGAUUUUGUAAAAAUGCUAAAAACUUACCUAAAGUUUAUCAGCCAGACAGCAUCAAUCGUGUUUAUGGACUAAAACCAACUGUGAUUCGAGCCCUUUAUUGUGUAUAUCCACCAUUUGUAUCAAGGUUAUUGUAUCUUAAUGGUAUUACAAAAAACGAUCCAAAUCUUUUGAAACAUAAGCAGUGCAUACUUCAGUGGCAUGAAAAGAAGAAAAAGGAUUGGUUUUACUACUUUAAAUUAAAGGACUUCAUAAAACCACCUCAUUGUAGUCAGGGAACUUAUAACCAUUUGAAUUUGAUUAAAGUGUUGGGUGAUAUAUCUGCUAAUCCAGAUGAAAAUUGUACUGUACUACAAGUAAGAAGUACCAAUUUUGUUGCAAUUCCAAUUGUGUUAGGACUGACCUUAACAUCAGUUAGUCAACCAUUAAGCAAGGGUUAUUGCCAUCACUCAUUGCAUUUAGGCUUUGGUUCUGCAAUCAGAAGUACUACUCACAAUCUUCAAACUGAAAAUACUUGUGUUAUAGAUCCAGUUAUUGAUUUAAAAAUUUUGAAUUGGUGGCAUCCUCUUUACCCCCAAAGUGGUAAAAUUCAAAUAAUGCCUUGUGAAGAAGAGUCAUGAUUGGUUCCAUGCUUUUUCUAAAUAAUAAAAAUUAGAUAUUGUUGUUUAAUGUAUUAUA